Molecule: messenger RNA, 1620 nt
Organism: Venustampulla echinocandica
Lineage: Eukaryota; Fungi; Ascomycota; Leotiomycetes; Helotiales; Pleuroascaceae
Exons: 3
Coding region: 1-1620 (539 amino acids)
Source: RefSeq, a predicted model, not a curated record
AUGUUUAUUACAGCGAGGCCCCGAUUUGUCUCGAAUACCUUCGAAACCUUUGUCCCGCACCAGAAAGCGGAGCCGAUGCAUCAAAGGCUUGUUGAGAUGUCGAACAACGAAGUGAACGCUUGGAAUACAUUCAGGCCUGUGGCCACACCAGCAAAUGACAACUGGGAUCAACAAAUCGACGGCUUCGGUAACGAAAAUUUCCCAGGACACAACUUGAAUGGUCACUAUUUUCAAGAUACGUCUUCUGUUAUUCGCUCUGAAGUCGUCUCCUUAACAAAAGGCACCGCCUACACAGCUUCAUGCCGAAAUGAGGCCGUGUCUCACAAAAGACCGUCGGUAUCUCAGCAGAGGCAUCAAGAGCUAGAUCCGGGCAUGAAUUGCUUCGAGAAAUGCAGUGGAGUUGUUGGAGAAUCAUAUUUCCAAUGGGGGAUAGGAAAUGGACGAGAUAAUUUUGCAACACUGCCAAAUGCACAAGGUCUGGACGGCCCUUCACCCAAAACUUCGGACGGCGAGUACACCAGAUAUAUAACAGCUCCGUCCCUGGCGCACCAGCGAGCAUCUUAUCCCGACGACACCACCUCCCUAAAUUCUUGGGAUGGAAUGGGAUAUGGAUACAGUAGCUACGCGCCAAAUGGGUCUAUUGACACACAGCCUCCAGUUAGCUUCAAUAUGUCGACUAAUUCCGGCAGCUCAGCAAAGUGCGCAUGGUGGCCAGAGACCUCUCACAGCUCAGGUGACCAAUAUCAGAACAUAUAUGGACUCCAGCCAAAUCACAAUGGCCUACCGGAUGUCCGAAGUUAUUCGGAUGUUUGGCAUGCUGGCACUAAUUCAUCAGACAAGUGGAUGUCUCAAGGUAUUAGCCCAAGCACUAUCUCGCCAAAGUUGUUGACUUUGGGGGUCUCCUCUGCCGCACUAUCCUCAGCAGGAUCGAGUCAAGGUACAAUGACGGACUCGAGUGCCGCUAGUACUGCAGAGAAUGAAUCAGAGAGCUCGGAUUCGGAGAUUUUGGAUGUUAACCAACGGCCAACGGCUAUUCGUCCUGUUCGUCAGAAGCUCCCAAACACCAGGCCAGACUCCCACAAAGCGACCUCGACACUGCCCAAUGAUGGCCUGACUUCAGCCAAAGCCAACAAGAAACAUCCUCCAAAGGGACAAUCAGGCAAACAGAAGCUAUCGCUUGCUAAGAGGAUUGAGCCGAUAUCCUCUUCAUCAGUAGUUUCCCAAACCUGGACUGAAUCCCCACAGUCGGCGAUGAUGGCUCAAGCCACGCACCAUCGAGAAGCCAAGGACGAUUUCCUUGUCAGGUCCAAACUAGCUGGAAUGUCAUAUAAAGAGAUACGCCGGCUAGGAAAAUUCACUGAAGCAGAAUCAACAUUAAGAGGGAGAUUCCGCACUUUGACGAAGCACAAAACCGCUCGGGUAAGAAAACCGGAAUGGAAUGAAAAUGAUAUUCGGCUGUUGAGAAAGGCAGUCCGCAAAUUUGCCCAAGAUUCUGAUCCUUUGCGACGCAAAAUUCCCUGGAAACUAGUCGCCGAGUACAUCGCCAACAAUGGAGGGUCGUAUCACUUUGGGAAUGCCACCUGCCGGAAGCGUUGGGAUGAGCUUCAAGACCAAUCUUGA